This is a messenger RNA of Plasmodium yoelii, 921 nucleotides long. RefSeq names its product PIR protein. The transcript is spliced from 3 exons. Bases 1 to 921 code for a protein of 306 amino acids. The record is from RefSeq and is a predicted model, not a curated record. Lineage: Eukaryota; Apicomplexa; Aconoidasida; Haemosporida; Plasmodiidae.
AUGGAUAAAGAAGUGUGUAGAAUACUCAUUUCUAUAAGUAACUCGUUUCCCAAUAGUUUGGACAAGAGUGGAAACUAUCAUUUUACUAUGAAUGAAGACAUUUUAAAUGGAUAUUGUACUAAUAAAAAAUGUAGUAAUAAUUUCGAAAAAAUUAAUGCUGGAUGUUUAUAUUUGCUUGAUGCAUUCUUUGAGAAUCCUUCUGUGUUUAAUUCUGUUGCAAAAAGUAACGUCAAUAUUGUUGAAUACAUUAUGAUAUGGCUAAGUAAAAUGUUAAGCCGAAUCGAAAAUACAGAAAACGAGAGUCUAGGAUUUUUUUAUAAUACAUAUAUAAAGGGUGAUAAUAAUUAUAAAAAGUCUAUAUCGAAUGUUAUGGGGUGUAAUAAUUAUAAGGAACUUAUAGAUAAAACAAAUAUGAUGAAUAUGAAAAUUAAAGAUAUAUCUAAAUUAUAUGAUGCAUUUAAUACAUUAUGUAUGAUGCAUUAUGAAUUUAAUGAAAAGAGCCCAAAUUGCGAUAAAUAUUUGAAAGAUGCCAAUAAAUUUGUUGAAAAAUAUAAAAAACUUAAGGCAGAUUCUAGUAUUACUGAAAAGAGUUCAUAUAAUCAACUAUUGUCUACUUUACUAACUGAUUAUAAUAAUUUUGAAAAUAAAUGUAUUAGCAAUGGUGUUAAUUGUACAAAUUUUCCAUCUCUUCAAACGAUAGAAAAAAAACAUCAUGUACAAAGUUUUGAACAAAUUUCUGAAGAUACAUCAUCAAGUUCAUCGGUAACAAACAAAUUAUUUACAGUUUUAUCGAUAUUUGGUGUAAUAGCAUUUAUUUUAGGAAUUUCUUACAAGUAUUCGUUAUUUGGAUUUCGGAAACGAUUUCAAAAACAAAAAUUAAGAGAAAAGCUAAAAAAUAUAAAGAAGAGAAUGAAUCAAUAA